UAUCCAUCCUGGCUGCUGGGCGACGAGGAGCGAAUGGCGCGCCCACAACGUCGCCCUGCCGUCCCACCUCACGUCGGACGGUCACAGCAUGAACCAGGAUCUGUGGGUCUCUGGGCAGGCAUGAGGUGACCAACCCCUUCUAGUGCUGCACGCUUUGUGAAGCCGCCCCGAGCAUCGACGUCGGAUUCGCCGUCGCCGUCGCUGGAACCGCCGGGCGUCAAGCCGCAGGUGGUCGCCAUGUCCUCUGAGCACUAUCCCGCGCCGCCUCCUCUGCGACGAGCUGCAGUGCGACCGCCGCCCCUCAUCACAACGGUUUUUGCACCGCAACAAGCAACGCCGUACCUGCAUGGCCAGCUACAAACAACGGCGAGUGCGACGACUCUGAGCGUGCCCUACUCGCCCUUUGCCCCCAACUCGCCCUCGACGUAUGCCCCGUCGCCCGUGCCGGCCUCUCCUAUGGCAAUGAGGAACGCGCCGUCAGUGCCUUACAACCCGCAGCAAUGGAGUCGCAAUGGCCUGGCGAGCGGACAGCAUGUCCCUCACGCGGCCACGCAGACGCCCAUCGCGCCUGCCCGCCCCCAUAAUCUCACGGGAAUGGAAGCCGCGAUGCCCUCACCCCCUCCUCCGUACUCGCCUGCCCAAAGCCAGACGCCGUCGCAGAGCGUCAAUUCAUCGCCGCAUCUGGCGAACAGAGCAUUUCCUCAGACCCAUCCCCAUGCCCUCUCUCACGUCCAUCCACCGCCACCGCCGCCAUCGUCGGGUACACCGCCCUCCGCGCGAGCACGAGCACGACCAGUAUCAGCAUAUCCUAGUCGUCCGGCGUCGAUGAUAAUGCCGUCGAGUGCAACCAGCAUGAUCUCGAAUCAGCAGUUCCCCCCUCCCCCUCCAAGGAAUGGGAAGGAACGAUCAGUGUCUCGGGACAAGCUGUCUUCCAAGUUCAGUCUGUCAUCUUUUAGAAACCGGAACAACGAUCUCAGUCCUGGACCGAGCGCCAUCGAGUCUUUGCAGAUUAACACAUCCGAUGCUCUUCAGCGACCACCAGCUUCUCCCGGGUUGCUUGCUGAUCGUGCUUCGUCGCACUAUACGCCGACCGCGUUUCCAGAGCGUCGAUGGAGUCCAGAACACCAGUCACCCCUUGUUGCUCCUGCUUCUCGAAGAGCAGCCUCAGCUGGAAUACUGGGCCAUGGCACAGAAACGCGGACGCCAAUCGACGAAUCACCCAUGAUUCCUCAGGGAGGUUGGGGUCCCGGUAUGGCGUUACCACCUCCCCCGCCUGGCCCACCUCCACCUAGCUCGAGAUCGCAUAGUAUUGGGCCCGGCGUUGGGUCGAGCCGCAAUCUGAACCUUCUCUCUUCGCCUCCAACACGAAGACCCGGCCAAACCACACUAGGACCCAUCCCCCCAACACCUCAGGGCUGGCAGGAUGAGCCAUCGCGUACGCGAUCGAAGUCUCCAAUGCCUUUGCGUAUUGACACAAGUCCGGAAGCUUCUCGUUAUCGGAAGCCAUUCGCGCCAGGCAUAGAGAACGAAGAUGUUUCCAUCACGUCAGGACCUAGCUCAUCUUCGCAUUCGAGUGGCACCCUCUACCGUGCACCGCAGCGCGAGCAUAGCACUCGAAGCAUCCGUGAGCGUAGAAGUGAGAGUCGUGUUGCACGUGAACGCAUUGAACCUAGCAACAACCCAUGGGCCCAAGAUUUGGAGGUAGCAUCAACAAAGCCUGCUAAUCUGGAUUUGGGUACGUCAGAAGGUGGGUUGAAUCGUCGCGGUGCUGUCACCAAGAGCACCCCAAGAAGCGGCGGGGGUAUACGUUCACCGAGGAGCUCGCAUUUGCUUGACGAUCCAGGAUCCUCGAAUUCGACUCCGCGAAACCCCACAUAUCAAAGAAAUGUAUCGGGUGCAGCACCGACUCCACCAUUUUCGCCAGGUACGGCUCAUCAACACCAAAAGCCUUUGGUAUUGGUCUCGUCAAAGACUCUUCCUACUCCACCGCUGCGAUCGUAUGGUGACCCAAUUGAAGCAGUUCUGACGAUUCGUUCAGACGCGGCGAACCGAUCAACUUCGAAACCGCCGAAAUCGAGGGUCGAAGACGUUUCUGCAAGCACGCCGAAACCGCUAGGCCGUGACAGUCUUGCCCGAGCAUCCAUCAAGCGUCAUCAGCAAUUCAUAGAAAGGGAGAUGACGGCCGAAACUGAUCAAGAGAGGCUAGAGCUGUUUGCCGAAUUCAUCGUGAACGAGUCUAGGCUUCGCCGUGACCUGUACUCUGGUGCUUUUGACGCAAUGGCUGGAGACAUUAUGGAUUUGACAAGAGACUUGUGGCGCUCAUACAAUAAUACAGGGAGAAGAUCAGCGACACCAAGUGCCCAAGGAACUCCGUUAUUACUGAGUGGUAGAAGAUCGCAAGCAUCUCUUGCUGGCGAGUCUCCAGACACGAGGCUUACUGACUCGAUUCCUACGACGGCUGCCAGUCCUGCGUCCUCAAUGGGGAAUUUUACUCCGCGCACUGAGCCUGCGUCGCCCUCCAGCGCAGCUAGUCAAAAAGCGCGUGAGAUAUCCUGGGGCAACAAUUAUCACCCUUCGCUAUCGCCCAUUCCAAGCAUGAAUGUGAGCACGGUUGCUGAUGAGGAGGGCUCUAGAGGCCGAUCGGCAAGUCGGUGGUGGGAGAGCGAUGGCAGUUCUUCAGGGGUCGGCGGUGGUAGACGACUGGAGAGAAGCAAACGGGAAUCAAAGUACAUGGGUGUUCUUCCUAGGGAUAGUCGCGAGCAUCUACAAUGGGAUGACGAGGAUCAGGCCACGCCACGACUCGGAGCAAGCUCUAGGAACAUCCAAAACUACGGACCCAAUGAGUAUCCUCCGGAAAAGGUUGGGUUUCAUGAAGAGGAGUCGCAAGGGCAAUCUCAGCAGUCAUGUGGGCAUUAUUCGAUGUUCAGCUCAGCAACAUUGGAUUCACACAAGCUUGAUGUUUCAAGACUUGUCACUUUGCCGCCUGCGUAUCCGCGUCAUCAUCCUGCUGUCAACAACAGUCACCCUGAUUUAGCGACUAUUCGUAGUAGCCUGCGCACCCUGUCGGAUUUGCAAGAUGUCAAGACAACCAAGGCUGCAUUCAGAACAAAAUUCGACUUGCAAAGGGAACAAGAGAGUACUUCACUCAAGGAUAGAAGAGUAGAGUUGCACAAUAACAUUCAAGACAAUGUACGGAAUGGCGUCAUGAGCUUUGCGGACGCGGCCAAAGCGGAUGCGGAUUUCGAAGGUCGCGAGCAACGGCGCGCACAAGACAUGGUGCAGAACGUCUUCGACUCUUUCCAGAAAGACGUCGCCAACCCACUUCAUGCUAUGUUCUGCGAGCGCAUUACCAAGGUGACGGCAUCGAUAGAGCACCUCAGGGGACGAUUGUCUAGCGAGGCUCAAGAGCUCAACCCAAAUCAAACGCAAGAGGAGGGCGACGAGAAGCCGGAACUUUUGGAGAUGCUUACACUGUUGAAGUGGUUAUUCGAAAUGCGAGAGCAGCUCCACAAGGAGAUGUUUGAACUGGAGGACGAGCGGAACGAUUUGUACCGGGACGUUAUCGUUUUGCCUUAUAUUCAAGCGAAGAACGAUCAGAAGGUGAAGGAAGCCAUGGAUUUCUUCCGCCGUGACGCGCAAGAUCGCAAGGUGUUGUUUGAGAAAGAGAUACUGAAGCGGUGCGAGAGGUUCUUGGAUGUCAUCGAGCAGAACGUAACUAGAGGUGUCGAGACACAGCUAUCGGCGUUCUGGGACAUUGCACCUGGACUGCUCGCGGUCGUGCAAAAGGUACCCCAGCGACUAGACGGCUGCGACGUCCUGAUUCCUCCGCAGGAGUAUGAUGAGACGCCAGCAUAUCGCGAGUUUCCGUUACAGUACCUUUACACCCUUUUGGCGCAUGCAGGUCGUUCCGCAUAUCAGUUCAUCGAAUCGCAAACCAACCUGCUCUGCUUGUUGCAUGAGGUCAAAACAGGCGUCAUGGUCGCGGGUUCGCGACUUCUUGAGACACAGAGGCUGCUGGAAGGGGAAGAUCUGGCUGGCGUGGACCAGGAGAUGAAGGCUAUCAGGGCGGAUGAGGAGCAGCGGUUGACGGAUGAUUUGAAAGAAAAGGUCGGUCUUGUGGAGAGCCAAUGGGGUGAGGCUCUUGGUCAAGGGCUGGAAGAUUGCAAGACGAUGGUGGAGAGUUACCUCACGGGACAAGGCGGAUGGGACGAUAGUUUGAGGGAGUAGGCGUGGGACAGUUGGGCAGGCUUUUUGGAUGAUUUCGCGCUUUUGGAUGAAUACCCGUCUCUGCUGGUAUUUGGUGAGAUUAAAAUGCUUGGUCAGAUCAAAUGAACUUGGGUAGACGCAGCUUGGUCGGAACGAAUGCUGCUGUCGAG
Dothidotthia symphoricarpi CBS 119687 is the source of this 4376-nucleotide messenger RNA. RefSeq lists its product as uncharacterized. Bases 238 to 4227 code for a protein of 1329 amino acids. The transcript is spliced from 3 exons. Lineage: Eukaryota; Fungi; Ascomycota; Dothideomycetes; Pleosporales; Dothidotthiaceae. The record is from RefSeq and is a predicted model, not a curated record.